Guillardia theta CCMP2712 is the source of this 354-nucleotide messenger RNA. RefSeq lists its product as hypothetical. Gene Ontology annotation, cellular component: nucleus. The record is from RefSeq and is a predicted model, not a curated record. The transcript has 4 exons. The annotation marks the transcript as partial. Gene Ontology annotation, biological process: regulation of DNA-templated transcription. Lineage: Eukaryota; Cryptophyceae; Pyrenomonadales; Geminigeraceae. Gene Ontology annotation, molecular function: RNA polymerase II cis-regulatory region sequence-specific DNA binding; DNA-binding transcription factor activity, RNA polymerase II-specific.
CUCAACAAGAGCCCAUGGACCAAGGAAGAAGACAAGAUUGUGAUCGAGCUUUCCUGGUCAGCGCUGGCGUCGCACCUUCCCGGCCGCACGGGGAAGCAGAUUCGCGAACGAUGGCAUAAUCAGCUGGAUCCCAACGUCCGCAAAGACAGGUGGACACCGGAAGAGGAUGCUCUGCUCAUCGAAGCACACAAGCAACUGAACAACAGGCAAGUCAGCCCCGCCGUGUGGGCAGAGAUCGCAAAGCUGCUUCCUGGCCGCACGGACAAUGCUAUCAAGAACCAUUGGAACUCAACGCUGAAGCGUCAGGUCUUAAUCUGUCCUAUACCUCUCCUUGCGUGCUUGCUCGCCUGUUGA